Molecule: messenger RNA, 1419 nt
Organism: Chaetomium globosum CBS 148.51
Lineage: Eukaryota; Fungi; Ascomycota; Sordariomycetes; Sordariales; Chaetomiaceae
Exons: 1
Coding region: 1-1419 (472 amino acids)
Source: RefSeq, a predicted model, not a curated record
AUGUCAGCAGCAUUGCAGAGGCCGGGAGAAGAUGGAUUUGGGUCGCGAACCCCGGGCACCCCCAGACCAGAGAUGAUGCCAACACGGGCGACGACCACUUCGACUCCGGUCCAGAUCCCGACGAGACCGAAAUCUCGAGACCCGACGCACCCGGCGCAUACGCAAAAGCCACACCGCAACCAUGGAGGCCGGAGGAAUCAUUCCAUGGCCCGUUCGAGGGAUGCCCACUCUCGUGACGCUAUCCCACCCUCGGUGGCGGCCCUGUUGGCCAUCACGAGCAUCCCGCCGCCCAAGGCGGCACGGAGCCUACGACAGACAAAGACAGAAAAAAGAAUGACUGUGGAAUCUAUCAUUGAGAGGGCACAAGAGUCCGAGAAGGAACUUAGUCUAACGCUGAGCAAGAGCCCGUUGGACAUUCUUUUGAUGGCACCCGAGGACCUCGAGGCCGAUGACACAUCUGUCUGCGAUAGUAUUCCCGAGUCGGUCCUUUCCACCCGGACAAUCUCAAUGGAGUCCAUGCCGUCGCUGAGCAACUCUUUCACUACCGACAACACAUUUUCGUCGCUCGAGUCGCCUCACACACCACUGAGGAGGCGCAACAUUCAGCCAACCCGACGCUCUAUGGAGCCAGUAUCGUCACCACCCGGCGAACCAGAGAAUCACCCGUUGUCAUCUCCCGAGGACGAAAUUGCGGAUUUGGAUCUAAGUGUAUUCAGUGGCAAGGAGGAGGCCCCGGACAAGAAGACUUCACGGUUACCUUUCAGCCCACUCAAGUCGGCCUUCAAGUCGAACUUGACCGCCUCGUUACGAGCCUUGCGCCAGGCUGCACGCUCCUUCUCCAACCUGAAUUUCUCGUCGAUCCCGCCCGAGGACUUCCUCACGCGAUCCAUCCUGACGAUCGACCCCCAGGUCCCAUACACUGACGAGCGCAGGCCGCCCCCUCUCGAGGAGGAACCGACGGCCGCGCUUCGGCGCUACCUGAACCCCACCACAACAGCGCGCAUGGAGAAGCCCGCGCCUGUGGCAUCCGGACCAGCGCUACGAACCUUCACGGCUUCCAUUCAGAUGCAGACCUACAAGAUCCAGCGGGCGCGCAGUCCGUCAUCCAACUCGGGCCGUUCGCCUUAUCCGUCAAUCGGCCCCUCGUCAACAUCGACGGCGGCAGCGUCGCAGCCGCCGCAACCGAAACCCGUGGUGACGGAGCACCCCAUGCCGGGGCCACGACAACGCGAGAUGCGCGAGAAUCCCGAUUUCAUCCGCAUCGCCGUCAUGGAGAUGGCCAUGCGGAAGAGCGGUAAGCUCGACGACCAGCGACCCGGCCGCGCGCGUUGGGCGCUUCCACCUCGAAAAUCCAACACCAGCCCCUACGAGAUUGGGCCCGACGGAGUGCCCGCCAGAUGGGUUGCUGUCACUCACUAA